CAAAAUGGCCGCGCCCUUAGUUCAAAACAUAAAGUAAUAUUUUGUUUUAAUUUUCGACUUUUAAGAUUAAAAUUGAAACAUUGAAAUGACAAUGACAUAGGAGAUAUAAUCACAACAAUGGAUGGGGGGUUUCCAGGCAGGAAACGGAGGUUCUUCCACAAUCUUCUUCGGAGUCGACUUGGUCAACUGAUCCUUUGUUUGCUGGUGAUCCUGAUUGUGUCCCCGCUUGUGUUUCACUACUACAUAUCCAAUAUUGGUUCGGAAACAUCCAAUGGGUACAGAUCUAGAUCUACCAAAGACCAUGAUGAAGGUUUCGAUUUGGAUAAAGUUCAAUGUAACGACUUGAAGAACCAGAUCACAGAGUUACGAAGAAUCAAAGCAUCGGUUAAUAAUGAACUUCGUGACCUUGAAAGCAGGCGUCUCGCCCAGCAAACGGAAAUCUCCAAACAGAAGACAACCCUCGAGGCUUUAAGAAUCCAGCAGGAGAAUAUAGAAAAGGAAAUUAAACAGUCAAAGAUGAACCUAGAGCAGUUAAAGGUCGAAGAAGAUGAGUUUUCAAAUGGAGCUCAACCCCUUAUUAAAGCUCCAAUAUUAGAGCUUUUACCAAAUUUAAAAGUUCGUUCACAGAAGAAUGUUUUUACUAGUUUGUCUGAAGAUUGCACAAUGAAUACUUGUUUUGAUUAUUCAAGGUGUUCAUUGCUGUCCGGUUUCCCCGUGUAUGUUUAUGAGAUUGAAAAUAAUUUCAAGAACAAUAACUUGGAAGAGUUCAUUAAAACAUCUGUUUUCCAUGCUUUCGAUGGAAGCUCAAGUAUAUAUCUGACUACAAGUCCUGACAGGGCAUGCGUUUUUGUUGCUAUUUUAGGAGAAACGUUUUCCAAAGAAAACUCAGAAACUGUUCAAAGUCGAAUAAAUGCCUUACAGCAUUGGAACGGAGAUGGAACCAACCAUGUUUUAGUUAAUCUAGCUAAGUCUACAUUCAGUUUUGAUAUAUUUUAUGGUGUUAACACUGGCAGGGCCAUUAUAGUGCAAUCGUCUUUUGUUGAAACAUUUUUCAGAGGCAAAUUUGAUAUUGUUGUUUCCCCUGUUUUAGGAAGCUCUGACGGUGAGUUGUGGAGUGAGUUACCUCCCUUGAACCCAAUACGAAGAAGCUUUCUCUUGUCAUUUGAAGGGCAGUUUAGUGAUAUUAGCAACUUGAAUAGUGAUGAAGUCAAACACACAAACGAAGGUGAUCAAAAUUUCCGAUCACGAAAUUUAAAUGCAGCGUUGGGAUCAUUAGAUAAGGGAGAUAACUCAAAAGACAUUGUUAAAAAAUUGUUUAGUUUAGAAGCUUCAAUAGUUCAGCAUCUGAAAAAUGUAGAGGAGGAAGCGAAGGAAAAGGUAUUGUUAAAUUUCAUGUGUAAUAGUGACCAGGAAAAAGUGGGAAUUAAUGGGGAAUGGUCAAUAUGCGGAGACCAAUCGCAUCGAACAGAAAUGCUCAAACAAGCCACAUUCAGUAUCCUUAUAGCACCAGCAAAUUACAGUGUGGUGACUACUACUGUUUUUCAAACAAGACUUUUUGAGUCACUAAAAUCAGGGGCGGUUCCUGUGAUAUUAGGCGAAUACGUUGAGCUUCCGUUUAGUGAACUCAUCGACUGGUCAAGGACUGUGAUAAUGUUACCGAAGCAGCGAGUCACUGAGCUGUAUUUUGUUCUGAGAACAUUCUCUAACGUUGAUAUCAUGGAGUUUAAGAGGAAUGGAAGGAUGUUUUGGGAGACAUUCUUGGGGACAACAAAAUCUGUGGUAUCAAUGACCUUGGCGGUGUUGAGAACAAGGUUAAACAUUCCCGCUAAAGCAGUCAGGGAAGAGCCGUCGGAAAAUUCUGUGUCAAACUUCAUACCAGUAGCUCAACAUAUAGCCCCUGAACCAGAAGAAGAUACAGACGAGGUGCUGGGACCGAUUGAACCGCCUUUCCCAUCCACCAUGUUCAAGCAAAACUACACAGUGUGGACCAUGAAAGACGUAUUCAAUCAACCGGGCGAUCCAUUCCAUCUACUCCCGUUUUCCCCCUUCGAGAAAAUUCUGCCGUCAGAUUCUAAAUUUUAUGGCGCCGGGGUUGGUUUUCGGCCAAUCAACAAAGGAGAGGGUGGUUCUGGGAAGGAAUUCUCGGAGGCUCUAGGCGGGAACCACCCAAGAGAGCAGUUUACAAUGGUAAUGUUGACAUACGAACGAUCUGAUGUCCUGAUCAAGGCAAUUACCCGCUUGAAAGGCCUCCCAUACCUGAACAAGGUGAUUGUUGUCUGGAACAACCCCUCCAUGCCCUCGGAGAACCUCGGCUGGCCAGAGAUAGGAGUCCCUGUUGUGGUCAUAAAGAUGGCGAAGAACAGCCUGAACAAUCGUUUUCUGCCCUUUGAAGCUAUUGAGACAGAGGCUGUACUGAGUAUAGAUGAUGACUCCCAUCUUAGACAUGAUGAGAUUGUAUUUGGAUUCAGGGUAUGGCGUGAGGAGCGAGAUCGUAUCGUUGGAUUCCCUGGACGUUACCAUGCCUGGGACCCUAGACACGGGGGCUGGCACUACAACUCCAAUUACACGUGUGAGAUGUCCAUGGUUAUUACCGGUGCAGCAUUCUUCCACAAGUACUACUCAUACCUGUACAGCUAUACGAUGGCAGCUACAAUUCGGGAGAAGGUUGACGAAUACAUGAACUGUGAAGAUAUCGCUAUGAAUUUCCUGGUAUCUCACAUUACCAGGAAACCUCCUGUGAAGGUCACAUCACGUUGGACAUUUCGAUGUCCCGGUUGUCCGCAGCAGCUAGCGUUAGAUGAGUCCCACUUCACAGAGCGACACAAAUGCAUGAAUUUUUUUGUUGAGAUUUACGGGUAUAUGCCUCUAAUGUACACCCAGUAUCGUGUUGACUCUAUUUUGUUUAAAACUAGGAUAUCCCAUGAUAAACAAAAAUGCUUUAAAUACAUUUAGCUUUCUUUUAAUUGUUAAAUUUACCAAAAUGGGGCGAGUGUUCAGAAUUUCUUUUUAAAAGUAAAUGUCUCAUAAUAAACCAAAAUGCUUUAAAUACAUUAAGUAUUCAUUUUAAUUGUUAAUUUUUACCACAAUGGGCGGAUUGUUCAGAAAUUUGUUAAAGUAAACAAUGUUGUUAACUGUGUCAUUGUUAAUUUUAAAAGACGAAAAAAAUUGUAACAUGGUCAUAUAUUUAGAUAACACAUGUACAAAUGAAACAGGUGUCUAGAACGAUGUCAGAAAUACUGCAAAUCACAAAUUUGUCAAUUUUAGUUUUUGAGCAAUAAUGUUUUGAAAGUUACCAAUUAUGAACUUCACAACAUUGUUAAUUUUAACAAAGUUUUGAAGAAUCAGCCCAAUUCUCAUACACUGAAUUUGCUUAAUUUUCUUUUCUUUUUUACCAUAUACUCCACUGAGUGUUAACUAGGCUGUCUCCCAGCUAUAAGGUAAUUGGCCCUGGGUCCUUCCAAAGGGAAUUUUACAAGAAAAGGGAUUUUCGUAUAAACAUUAAUAAUUCUUGUACUUAAAUAAAAUUAAGCGUAAGUUAAUUGUUGUGUCUUAUAAACAUGAACAUACAUAUUAUUAGUAAAAACUUGAUUCUACCAACAGCAUAUUGCCAGCAAAAAAAUGUGUAUUGCUUUGCUAUUUUUUGUCAGAUUUUUGUUUUGAAAAAAACCCAGUUUAUAAACAGAACAGUCUACAGGGGAAUGUUGGCACCAAAUUGGGGGGAAAUAUUUACUUUUUAAGUUGGAAAUGGAACCAAAGUUUGACUCAAAAAUUAUAGACAGCCCAGGGGCGGUAUUCAUAAAACAUCUUAAGUCAUUUCCUUACUUCAGUCACAUUCCUGACUUAAGUUUCUCUUUAGUCAUAUUAAAUAAAAAAUAAAGAAUUUACAAAAUACAUUAUUUUCAUUAACUUAUUGAAAAACAUACUCCAAUGUUAAAAACACUUAUACAUUUCUUUUAAUUUGACUAGGAAAAUUUUAAGAUAUUGUCUUAAGUUAGGAAAUGACUAAAGAUGCUUUUUUGAAUACUGCCCCUGCUUACUUCCCCUGCCUGAUAUCACCACCUUGAAUGAGUGAAUCUAUAAAUACAACUCAAAGAGGUAAAUCAUGCUAAUAUGUUUUAUCCGCUUCUCAAUUUAAUGUCACCAAAAACCUUAUCCAUCUUUCAUUCCAAAUCCAUGUAGUAUUAAAAUUAAAUUAAGUAUUGAAAUGCUAUUAUUUGGGUGAUUGUGUGUGACUAUGUCCGUGGAAAUGAGACCUCACUCUCUCAGUGCAGAAAAAAGUGACGUUUUCUCUAUUGCGAGGUUUCAAUAAUUGUAAGCAGGCAAUCAAAGCUAUUUGAUAUAUUUUGGAAAAGUUUCUUAAAUUGAUAUAAGUAAGUUUUGUAAUCUUAUCUCUCCAUCUCGGUUAAAUUAUGUUUUCUUUGUUAAAGCUGCUCUCUCACAGAAGAACAUUUUGAGCUAUUGUCUUGGAACAAGCCAAUUUUUGAAAAAAAUGCAUGGUAACCAGUGAUAUAAGACCACUGACUAAAAAUCGGAUUGCAGAUUUUCAUAUUUAUGUUCAAAACUUGAUGUUUUAUGCAUAUUUCGCAAAGUUUUAGUAACACUUUUACCCAUAAGAACAUUAAUUUUUAUACGGAAAUAUGAAAAACUGUGAUCUUGUAUCUUAUAUCACUGGGUUUAAGAAAUUUAUGCAAAAAUUGGUUCAUUCCAAGACAAACAAACAAAAAAGUUGUCAAAUUUGGCAGUCCGUGUGAGUGUAGUUACAUUAACAUGAAUACUUCUGCUGGACUUCUUUUCGCAGAUGACAUCAUAACAAAUGUUUAAAUAAUGGUUCCUGAUAUGUUGUCAUUGCAUAUAUAUUUUUUAUAUUUAUAAACAUUUUAUAUUAUAUCAAUUUUUUUUAUUAAAAAUAAUGCUUAAAGACGGAGAAAGAAAAUUUCGUAAGAAAGACGAUGAAAAAUUUGUGAUUUCAGAUCUCUGCAUAAUAAAUUGCUUGAACGACUGAUUUGCAAAAAGUUGUUUAGGGGGCGGGGGGAGGUUGUGGGAUAAAUAUGGUGGAUUUUGUCUGUCUCCACAAUAUUUGCUAUCACAUAAUGAGAUAUUCUGGUUUUUAGAUGUUUAUUUCGUCAUUUAAAGCAAUAUGGUGGUUGUAAGAUUUUAAAAUUAAACUGAAUGAAACAUUAAGUUCAUGGUAAACUAUGUAACUAAUUAUCCAGGACAGCAGCUGUUCACAAGUACAUGUGUGUGUUUGUGUGUUUUUUAUGCCCCCACAAAGUGGCGGCAUAUAGGGUUGCCCUUGUCCGUACGUACGUACGUACGUACGUACGUACGUACGUCCCGAAGAUUGUUUCCGAUCUAAUUCUUGAAAACCGUUUGUCCAAUCCUCACCAAACUUUAAACACAUGUUUGUGACCAUAAUAUCUUGAUCAAGUUCGAUAGUCAUGGAAAUCGCUUUAGUCAUUUAGGAGUUACGGCCCUUUUUUGCCAAAAAUUCCCGAAGAUUGUUUCCGAUCUAAUUCUUGAAAACCGUUUGUCCAAUCCUCACCAAACUUUAAACACAUGUUUGUGACCAUAAUAUCUUGAUCAAGUUCGAUAGUCAUGGAAAUCGCUUUAGUCAUUUAGGAGUUACGGCCCUUUUUUGCCAAAAAUACUUCAAAAAUAUAUGUUUCCAAUCUAAUUCUUGAAAAGUAUGUGUCCAAUCCUCACCAAACUUUACAUACAUGAUUGUGACCAUAAUAUCUUGAUCAAGUUCGAUAGCCAUGGAAAUCGCUUUUGUCAUUUAGGAGUUACGGCCCUUUAUUUGCAAAAAAAGACUUGAAAAAUACGUCCCGAAGAUUGUUUCCGAUCUAAUUCUUGAAAACUGUUUGUCCAAUCCUCACCAAACUUUUAACACAUGUUUGUGACCAUAAUAUCUUGAUCAAGUUCGAUAGCCAUGGAAAUCGCUUUAAUCAUUUAGGAGUUAGGGCCCUCAGAUUAUCCUGAAUAAUCAUUAUGGCUUAUUUUCUGUGACAAAAAAUCGAAGUGGGGGCAUCCGUGUCCUAUGGACACAUUUCUAGUUUCCAUUUCUUAUAAUAAUUGAUAUAGUGUACAUAGAUAUGUGUCUGUCAUUUUUAUCUUUAUUUUAUCAAUUUUUAGGCUUAAAAUUUUACAUAAGCUUUUUGAAAAAGCAGUUAAUUUCCACUGUUUUAGUCUGUACUUGCAGUGCAGUUUAUUAGAGUUUUAGCCUGUUUUUUAAAGGGGCAAUGGACUUACAGAAACAGGUCAUAUUGUAUCAUGGACAUUAUGAAUUGACAAAAAAAAUAGGAACUUUGUUUAAAUAUGAAUAAUGAAUAUGAGGUGUCCACUGCAAACUAUGUAAUGUGAAUAUACCCUUGAUAUUUAGAAUGUUGCCACAUUAUAUUGUGUUUUACUAAAAUUAUUCACAUUUUAAUGCCCUUGUGGUCAAAGCUGGCCACACCCACAAGGUCUGAGGUUUUCUAUAUACAGUAAAAACUAAACAGUAAUAACUUUGAAAGUCUGAAACCACAAAGCCAAAACUAUUGAUAAUUGAUAUGCAGCCUGACGGAGAGACCAUUAAACCACAUCCUUAAUAACCACUAACUAGUUGAUCAGUCAUUUUAAUCUUGUGAGUGAUAUAGGGCCAUUUUCGCCCUCUUUUUUUAUAAUGAUAAAUAUAUAUGGUAUGUUAUAAAAUAAUGUGUUUUUCUAAAGUUGUUCUUACCAUGCCUCUUUAUGUCAUUAUUAUUUAUGAGCUUGUAAUAGGUUAAUUUGUCCCAUAAAUGUCAAUCUCUUAAAGCUGCACUCUCACAGAUUGACCGUUUUGACAACUUUUUUGAAUUUUUGUCUUGGAAUGAGCCAAUGUUUGUGUAAAUGUCUCGAAAACAGUUAUACAAAUUGCUAACAAAAGAUCAUAUCCCAGUUUUUCAUAUUUAUGUUCAAGAAACUUAGAAUUGAUGUUUUAUGGUUAAAAGCGUUAAGAAGAUUUCAGAAAACAAUCGGCAGUUUCCCAAACGAUUAAGAUCUGUUCUAUUGUGAUUUAUCUGCUAUGAAUAAAUUGAAGGCAUUGAUACCAAAAUCAGCUGAUUUCGAGACAAAAUCUUAAAAAAGAUCAAAACUGUUAAUAUGUGAGAGUGCAGCUUUAAAUGAUAUAGUUUGAUACUGAUAUAUAACAGCUAUGUGUUCAUUUCUUUGGCCAGAUAUUAUUUCAAUUAUUUAUAAAGUGGUACUAGUUCAUCACAAAUUGUAUAUGUAUAGUUAUUUGUAGGUAUUUUAGCUUAUAUAUUUUUUAUUCCUUAUAUAAAACUCAUAUGUUAAUUAUUAUAGGUUCAUAUUAUUUUAUUCAAUAACAAUGUCAUACAAUAUAUGAAUGAAACAAGAUGAAAACAGCGUAAUGGGACAGUAUGAUAGGGGCAGGGCAAUGAAUAGUUUGAACUUUAUAAAUUUGACAGAUAUUGUUAGGAAUUUUUGCCCUGUGCGCACUGUUGUUUGAAUUGGAACCGAGAGCGGGCUUAAAUUGCAAAACAGUGAAAAUAUCAAAAUUGAGAUUUUCACUGUUUGAAAAGAUGAAAUAUCAACUUUAUUUCACUGAUAAAUCUCUAUAAAACACUGAAAAGCAUUUAAUUACUAUAUUUCACCUCAUGAACACCAAAAUUAUAUUUCACUUGUGGCUAUGCCACUUGUGAAAUAUAAAUUUUGGUACUAUCUCGGUGAAAUAUAUUACGAUCUAUCACUGGAACAAAUAAUUAUCUUCUAUAUUUUGAAUGUGUAAGAAAUUAUUACGUAUAUGUGUAGCUGUCCUUAAAAUAAUAAAGCAUUAACAUAGGUUUGUUUCAUUUGCUCUUGCAAAUCUGUAUGUGCUGUAUAUAGCUUAUAAGACAGAGGCUCCUUAUAAGCCAUUGGCUCUUUACUCAGUCUGAAUUUCCAUAUAGUGUAUAAUGUGAUACCAGUAAAUGCUGAAAUUGUAUGCAUAAUUGCAUGUACUGUAUGAACAAAGCAUUAAUAUAAGGCAAAUAUAAAUUAAUUACUAGAUUUUCAUUCAAAUUGUUUUUUUAUUAGGGCGGAGGGUGAUAUUUUUUUAUUUUUUUUUCUUAGAUGACUGAUUCACUGUUGAAAUAUGUGUUCAUGAUCUCUCUAAUUGCAUUAGGGACCAGAUACAUGUGUUUCUAGACAAAUCAUGAACAGGAUUGUAACAAUUCUCCUUUUUUACAUGUGAAAAUUAUACAUCUACACCGUAGGUAAAAAUAAAUGCCAUUGCCAGGCAGUACCAGUCCGAUAUGAAAAUACAGACCCUAGCUCAACAUUUUUAUUUGAGUCAAUAAAGAUUAAGCAGAAAAUAGAGGUGGCAGUCGUGGAGGAAAAUCUAGCAAUUAAUUUAUAGUCGCCUAAUGCACUACCAUUAUGAAUUAUUGCUGUUCAAAUCAUUUAACGAGUUAAUACGUUUAACAGACAAACACAUUCCUGUAUUCUCAUCUAGUAUAUAUUAUCAAAUAAAUAAUUGUUGACAAACAGAGUGGUUUACAAUAGAACUGAAAGUAUCCAAUGGGGGCAUUUUAAAUGUAUUAAUAACAUGGAUGUCUAAUGUAAAGAUUGUAUUUUUCUUUAAAAAGUGCUGGAUAUUUAUAAAAAGCAAGAAAUUAAAUAAAUGGCACAACCUUUAAAAAGUUUACCUACACCAUGGAAACCCCAACAUGUUUUUCCAGCAUUUCCAUUCACCAGGGAAACCCUAGCACAAAUUUUAAUAGUUUGCCUAUACCACUCAAAAUUUGUUACCGAUCACCAAGGCUGCUACCAACGUUUCCUUAGAUUGACCAUUUAUUUUUGGUGAAAUCGUGGACUGUUAAUACUGAUACAAAGCUUAUUUGUAUACGCAAAUGAUAAUAUUACAGAAAUAAAAAAAAAAACUUUACCAAAAAAAUCACACAAAGGAUUAUGUUAAGAGCCAUAACUCAAGUACAACUAACAUGAUAAGUAUGAGGCUUCAGUAUUUAUCCUUAUUUUGAGAAUCACAUUUGUGUCUGAUUUAUUUUAAGUUAAUUUUGACGUCAGCUCACUUGAUUCUAACAUUUUUUAUUCUUUUAAAUAAUUAUUUUGUCUGAUGAUAUCUGUCGAAAUUCCUUGGUAACUUAUAAAUAAACUGUUUGUAUUGCUUUAACAGCGAUAUAUUUUGAAACCAAAACAAAUACUGGUGCUCCUUAGCAACAUUUGUUUAGUCUAUGUUUAAAGUCUAGUCUUUGUCGUAAAAAGUUGUAAAUGAUUUAUAAUUUAUGACUCAUGUGUCUUGUGGUCUUAUUUGAUUUUAAAGGACUAUUGUAUAAUUAUGUAACUCGCAAGCUUUAACGUUCAUACCUUGUGGUAUGACUAUGACCACCAUGGUAAAGAAGACAUGUGAAACUUGGUCUUCAAAGUACAUGUACAUUUUAUGUUUAUUAAAUUUCAGUCAAAACUCAUUAUGUCAAGUUAUGUUACCUUGAUGUUCUGGUUAUGUCAAACUUUUUCGUUUUAGUUAUACACUUUUGUAUUUUGGUUAUAUCGAAUGAUCGUUAUCUCGAAUUAUUUUCCGAUGUCCCAAGGACUUCGACAAAGCAUAUUAUGACUGUAUAUUUACUCAUUUACAGUUUUAACUCAUUAUGUCGAACACUGUUUUCUCGAUGUUCUGGUUAUAUCGAACACUGUUUUUUCUUUGGUCUGGUUAUGUCGAACACUGUUUUCUCGAUGUUCUGGUUAUGUCGAACACAGUUUUCUCGAUGUUCUGGUUAUGUCGAAUACUGUUUUCUCGAUGAUCUUGUUAUGUCGAACACUGUUUUCUCGAUGUUUAGGUUAUGUCGAACUUUUCUGAAUGUGUUUGGUUUAGUUCUAUACACUUUUUUUAUUUCGGUUAUAUCGAAUGUUCGUUAUCUCGAAAGUAUUUCCCGAGGUCAACACGACUUCGACAUAACGAGAUUUGACUGUAUAUACAUUCUGUAUAUCCACAUUUGUGACUGUAUAUUUUAUGAAUAUGCAUAUGCUUACAUAUAUACUUUGCCACAUCAUGAGAAGUAUUUAGAUCUCAUAUUUUUGUAAUAAAAAUGCGAAUAAUAGCAAA
Molecule: messenger RNA, 10078 nt
Organism: Mya arenaria
Lineage: Eukaryota; Metazoa; Mollusca; Bivalvia; Myida; Myidae
Product: exostosin-like 3
Exons: 10
Coding region: 118-2952 (944 amino acids)
Cellular component (GO): membrane
Molecular function (GO): glycosyltransferase activity
Source: RefSeq, a predicted model, not a curated record